Messenger RNA from Ochotona curzoniae (black-lipped pika), 915 nucleotides. Its product is annotated as taste receptor type 2 member 125-like. Gene Ontology annotation, molecular function: G protein-coupled receptor activity; bitter taste receptor activity. The coding region runs from base 1 to 915 and encodes 304 amino acids. Gene Ontology annotation, cellular component: membrane. The record is from RefSeq and is a predicted model, not a curated record. NCBI's taxonomy places the organism in Eukaryota, Metazoa, Chordata, Mammalia, Lagomorpha, Ochotonidae. The transcript has a single exon. Gene Ontology annotation, biological process: sensory perception of taste; detection of chemical stimulus involved in sensory perception of bitter taste; G protein-coupled receptor signaling pathway.
AUGGUUGCUUUUAGGGUGGCAUUUGCCGUGAUUCUGAGUGUGCAAUUCAUAAUUGGAAAUAUAGGCAAUGGAUUCAUAACAGUGGUGAACUACAUUGACUGGGUGAAGAGGAGAAAGAUCUUUUUAAUUGAUCAAUUACUCACUGGUGUGUCAGUCUCCAGAAUUGGUACAAUCUGGUUCGUAUUCUUAAUUAACUUGGGUUUCAUGUUUGACACAAUCAACAUGAAGAAUGAAACUGUGUUAAAAAUGAGUGCUAUUGCCUGGACUAUUACCAAUCAUUUUAGUGUUUGGUUUGCCACAAGUCUUGGCAUCUUUUAUUUUCUCAAGAUUGCUUAUUUUUCUAACUCUAUUUUUCUGUACCUUCAGUGGAGAGUAAAAAAAGUGAUCUCAGUAACGUUGCUAAUGUCUUUGUUCCUUUUGUUUUCAAAUGUUGCAUGGACAAAUAUAUAUGCUGAGUUUUGGAUUGAAAGACAUAAAGAAAACCUGACUUUGAAUUCGAGUUUGGGUGAUUGUGCCCACUUCCGUGGAAUUCUCCUGACCAUUGAGAUGACGUUCGCGAUCAUCCCUUUCACGCUAUUCCUGAUGACUUCUCUCCUGCUCUUCUUCUCCCUGUGGCGACAUCUUAGGAAGAUGCGGAUCAACGUCACGGCAUCCAGAGACAGCAGCACCAGGGCCCAUGUAAAAUGCUUGCUAAUUUUGUUUGUUCUUCUCGUGCUGCGUACCCUCUUCUUUUCGUUUCUUCUCUUACAAAAUUGGAACUCUGAGUUGGUGGAGAAUCAACUGAUUUCCAUGGUUGCUCAGGUUUUCGCCAUGUCCUAUCCAUCGAGUCACGCAUGGAUCUUGAUUCUGGGAAACAGCAAGCUGAGAGGAGCCUCGGUAACAGUGUUGUGGUGGCUUAGAUGGAGAUGGAAGUGA